Molecule: messenger RNA, 1608 nt
Organism: Aspergillus brunneoviolaceus CBS 621.78
Lineage: Eukaryota; Fungi; Ascomycota; Eurotiomycetes; Eurotiales; Aspergillaceae
Product: putative MFS transporter
Exons: 7
Coding region: 1-1608 (535 amino acids)
Biological process (GO): transmembrane transport
Cellular component (GO): membrane
Molecular function (GO): transmembrane transporter activity
Source: RefSeq, a predicted model, not a curated record
AUGACGGACAUCGAAACGGGGUUCAAGGGCUCCUCCAUCAAAGCCCACGAUGUCGAAGACACGCAGUCCUCGAAGGUGUCGAUCGAGGUCGGACAGGAACACCUCGCUGGCGUCGUGCCUCCCCAUGAGUCGUAUGAAGGCUUUCACCGAUUCGAUCCCACCGCUACCUGGACCGAACAAGAGGAGAGACGAGUGAUCUGGAAGACCGAUCUGUAUCUACUCACGGCUCUCUGUGUCAUGUUCUUUGGUCUCCAACUCGACCGUGGCAACUUAUCAAAUGCGCUGACGGACAACCUACUGGUCGAUCUGAACAUGUCGAGUAACGACUACAACAAUGGAACCACUAUCCAAUUGGUGUGCUUCUUGUCCGCAGAGUUUCCCGUCCAGCUGCUCAUCAAGAGAUACGGGUUCAAGCGGGUUCUCCCCGUGAUGAUGAUUUGCUGGAGUACUGUAUCCUGGGCGCAAGCAUGGAUGACCAACCGGGCUGCCUUCUACGUGACGCGCGCACUCAUCGGGGCUUUUGAAGGUGGUUUCAUCCCCGGCACCAUCUUGUUCGCGACCUAUUUCUACAAGACGAAGGAGCUCUCCGUGCGCCUGGGAUUCUUCUGGUCCACGCUCAACGUUGCCCGUAUCAUUUCGUCGCUGCUGGCGGCGGGUAUUCUCGAGAUGCGUGGCGUGCAGGGCAAACCGGGCUGGUUCUGGCUUUUCCUGAUCGACGGCCUCAUCACCUUUGCCAUCGGAUUCCUCAGCCUCUUCUACCUCCCCAGCUCGCCCACCAACACGAGCAGUCUCCUCUGCCCGAGAAACUGGUACACCGAACGAGAAGAAGUAAUCAUGAUCAACCGCCUCCUCCGCGACGACCCCUCCAAAGGCCUAACGCACAUCAACGAAUCCGCGACCCAGCACGACAUCAUCUCCGCUUGGAAAGACCUCUCCAUGUGGGGUCUGUAUCUGAUCGGCCUAGUGGCCUACAUCCCCCAAAGCCCGGUCUCCAGCUAUCUCUCCCUGACCCUGAAGCGCCUGGGCUUCACCACCUUCGAGUCCAACAUGCUCUCGAUCCCCUCCGCGGCGCUGCAGAUCAUCCUGAUGCUGGCCCUGUGCAAGAGCAGCGAGUACUUCGGCGACCGGACGUGGCACAGCCUGUUCGGGGAAUUCUGGUCCUUGCCGCUGUUGAUCGCCCUGCUGUGCCUGCCGGCGGGCGGCUACAACUGGGCCCGCUUCACCAUCACCACGCUGAUCUCGGGGUACCCCUACUUCCACCCGAUCGUCUCCGCCUGGAUCUCCGAGAAUACCUUCGACGUGAAGAAGCGCGCCAUCACCGCCGCCACGUACAAUGUUAUCGUGCAGGUCGGGUCGAUUGUUUCGUCGCAAAUCUACCGCUCCAACGACUCCCCCUACUACUACACCGGCGACAAGGUCCUGGUCGCCCUCUGCGUCUUCUCCAUGGCCGUCUUCGUGGCCCAGCGCGAGUACCUCCGCCACCUCAACCGGCAGAAGGAGCGCAAGUGGGCCCUCAUGUCGGCCGAGGAGCGCGUGCUCUACCAGGCGGACACGGCGGCGCGCGAGCGCGAAGGGAACAAGCGGCUUGAUUUCCGGUUCAAAUACUAG